This is a messenger RNA of Lathyrus oleraceus (garden pea), 933 nucleotides long. Its product is annotated as probable glutathione S-transferase. The transcript has 2 exons. Gene Ontology annotation, cellular component: cytoplasm. The record is from RefSeq and is a predicted model, not a curated record. Gene Ontology annotation, molecular function: glutathione transferase activity. Gene Ontology annotation, biological process: glutathione metabolic process. Lineage: Eukaryota; Viridiplantae; Streptophyta; Magnoliopsida; Fabales; Fabaceae. Bases 66 to 722 code for a protein of 218 amino acids.
AUAUGGGUUUGGUUUCUACAUUUAUAUAUUAUGAGGCCUAAGCCUUAUUAUUACUAUACCAAGACAUGGGCGAUGAGGUAGUUUUGUUAGGUUUCUGGAUAAGUCCUUAUGGGAUGAGAGUAAGAAUAGCCCUUGCUGAAAAGGGUAUUAACUAUGAGUUCAUAGAUGAAGAUCCAAGGAGGGACAAGUCGCCCUAUCUUCAAGAAAUGAACCCGGUUUACAAGAAAAUUCCGGUUCUAAUCCAUAAUGGCAAACCUAUUUGUGAGUCACUUGUUAUAGUUGAGUACAUUGAUGAGGUUUGGAAUGAUAGAUCUCCUUUGUUGCCUUCUGAUCCUUAUCAGAGAUCACAAGCUAGAUUUUGGGCCGACUAUGUUGAUAAGAAGAUAUAUGAAGCUGGGAGGAAAGUUUAUAGGACAAAAGAAGGAGAAGAACAAGAAGCUGCCAAGAAGGAAUUUUUGGAUAUGCUCAAACUGUUAGAGAAACAGCUGGGAGACAAGGUUUAUUUUGGAGGAGAUAGAUUUGGUUUGGUAGAUAUAGCCCUUGUUCCAUUUUACAGCUGGUUUGAAGCCUAUGAGAAGUUAGGAAACCUCAAUAUUGAGAUUGAAUGCCCCAAACUUGUUGCUUGGGCUAAGAGAUGCAUGCAAAUUGAGAGUGUUUCUAAGUCUCUUCCUAGCCAGCAUAAGGUCUACGAGUUCAUUGCAGACAUCAUAAAGAAGUACUGAGGACUACAAUGAAGUAUGUACUUGUCUUUUGUAAUUGUUUGCUUCACCUUUCUUAUGAAAUAAUUAUGUGUAAAAGGCACUUAGAAGUGCUAAAUGUUAUACUUUGAUCAAGAGAGGCACUUAGAUGUGCUAAACUUUAUGCUUUGAUCAAGAGAGGUUUUGAAUAAGUUAUGAUGUAUUUUGAUGUGUUUUCUUAAUGAAAAAAUUAUGA